ACUGGCCAUCUCGCAGGUACAGCUGCUCCAACCUCUCCCCUCGCUCCUCGAAUUGGCGGCGCUGGUCGGCCGAGCUAGGACGGCGCGACACGACUAGACCCCGUAUCUUGUCAUGAUGCGAGGGACCGUGUUCUGAUCGGCGCCUAAUUCCCUCGAACGAAGUGGUUCUUCAGCUUGUCAAACUACUACGGCCUCAUACCCAUUUCUUCGCCCACCCAUCGCAUCGCGUUGGAAAAGUUCUUGCCGCCAUGAAGUCCAACAUUGAGUUAAUCAGCGACACGGACCGCUUCCCCCAUGCUACAGACGACGAUGAGGGCGAAAGGACCUUGGUGGCGAAUGAGGGCUUGUACCGACUGAUGUGGAAAGACGCAGACGGCCAGUACCCCAUCGGCUAUAUGUUGGGUCGCGUCGUUCAAGAACUUGAGCAGGUGCCUGCUGAUGUCGUGGGCGAGAUCAAGGUCGACCACGUCCUCCGCACUCUGUCCCUAUUCCAGCUCCCGACCGAGGCGGAGAGAAGCCGUUCCGCUGCUGCCCUAGCCAGUUAUUGGCGUCAAAGGGACACGUUUAAGCUGCUCAGAGGCUGGCGAGACGAAGUCUGGCCCGUCUACAGCCGCAAGGGCGAGCUGCUCUUCAGCAUUGAGCGCGCGGCCAUGGGACUUCUCGGCACGAUGCGUUACGGCGUUCACAUGACGGCAUACGUUACCGACCCCUCCGCGCCACACGGAAUCAAGCUCUGGGUGCCCAAGCGCGCCGCUGACAAGUCGACGUUUCCCGGCAUGCUUGACAACACUGUCGCGGGCGGGCUCAUGACAGGCGAGGACCCCUUUGAGUGCAUUGUUCGUGAGGCCGAUGAGGAGGCGAGCCUUCCAGACAAGCUAGUCCGUGAUGGAGCCCGCAACGUCGGCACAGUCACGUACAUAUACGUCACCGAGGAGAAGUAUGUCGGCGAGGAUGGCUUCAUCUACCCCGAGUGUCAAUGGAUCUAUGAUCUCGAGCUACCUGACGAUGUGAUCCCUCAGCCUAAAGACGGCGAAGUCGACGAAUUCUACCUGUGCGACGUAAAUCAGGUCAAGAGGGAUCUUGCCAACGACAAAUUCAAGCACAACUGUGCUCUUGUCGUACUCGACUUCUUCAUUCGCCAUGGCAUCCUGACCGACGACAACGAAUCAGAGCUGCCUGCCAUCAAGGACAGAAUGCACCGCCGAAUGCCCUUUCCGGGACCCCACCAAAGCGGCUGGAGGCACGCGCGAUAGUGCGCGCGCGCGGGGGGGGGGGCCUUCUCGUCCCAGGUGUAGACUCUUUAGGGGUAGUAGAACCCAACUGGGCGAAGGGGCGCGGGGGUGCCACCGCGGAGAGAAGCGCUGAGAGCUUCGCCUGAACAGACAACGGGGCCAUCAUCUAUUUUUUAAUGAGUAGGUAGACGUUGUCGACCCGCAGCGGCGUGAGCUUUUUUACGGGACCCUGAAGCGACAUGAGGAGACCGCCAAACGAGACGUAUGCGUUACUGCAGCGAAACACC
Molecule: messenger RNA, 1519 nt
Organism: Purpureocillium takamizusanense
Lineage: Eukaryota; Fungi; Ascomycota; Sordariomycetes; Hypocreales; Ophiocordycipitaceae
Product: Thiamine diphosphokinase
Exons: 2
Coding region: 249-1253 (334 amino acids)
Molecular function (GO): 8-oxo-dGDP phosphatase activity
Source: RefSeq, a predicted model, not a curated record